This is a messenger RNA of Aureococcus anophagefferens, 405 nucleotides long. RefSeq lists its product as hypothetical. Lineage: Eukaryota; Pelagophyceae; Pelagomonadales; Pelagomonadaceae. The coding region runs from base 1 to 405 and encodes 134 amino acids. Gene Ontology annotation, biological process: microtubule-based movement. The transcript has a single exon. Gene Ontology annotation, molecular function: dynein intermediate chain binding. The record is from RefSeq and is a predicted model, not a curated record. Gene Ontology annotation, cellular component: cytoplasmic dynein complex; cytoplasm.
AUGAUUCAGGAGGAGGGCCCCCGACCAGGACAGCAAGUAAUAGAGGUCGUGUUGCCUACUUAUUCCAUGAUUCCGGCCGAGCAAGAAAGGUUUUACCCUUCAGAAGCAAAACGGAUUUGCGAGCGUGUAUUGGUCGGUGAAUUGGACAAUAAGGAGUACUUCGAAGACAGCGCAAAGGACUGGAUUAUUUCGAUUGGGAACACGAUAAAGUCCGAGAUCAAGUGCCUGACCGUGCCGCGAUAUAAGAUCAUCGUGCAGGUCACAAUAGGACAGAUGAAAGAUCAGGGUGUCAGUGUUGCUUCGAGGUGUCUCUGGGAUAUAACAUUCGAUAACUACACAUCCGUCAACUUCACAAAUUCUUCGUUGUGGGCUAACGUGAUGGUCUUCGGGGUCUACACGGAUUAG